This is a messenger RNA of Cladocopium goreaui, 2697 nucleotides long. The record is from the annotation of a GenBank genome assembly. Lineage: Eukaryota; Dinophyceae; Suessiales; Symbiodiniaceae.
ACUUUCGGAAUUUUGUAGUUUUAUUCAAAGCUGCGCGGCAAGCCAAAGGGUGCAACCCACAUGAUGUCGGUUCAAGUGCGCCACUUUUGGUGCAAUCCGCGACAACCCCAGAAGUUGGAUGGUGCAUCCCAGCUUCAAGUCGGUUUAAGCCAAUCUAUAUGACCCAUUAACCAUCAUUAACCCUUAACAUCCCUUAACACCCUUAACUAACUGGGGAUAAAAUCCCAAACUUUGACUGGUUUUAAGAUUCGGCCAUUCCCAGGGCUGCACAUCCUAGGAAUCAUCUCCAGGAAUGUGUGGAGCUCACGUCCGCCCGCUUAAAGGAGGCGGAACUGACAGACGUAGCGCGCAGCCUGCGCUUUGAUAUGCUGGCGCAUCCUGAGCUCUUGAGGAUCCUGGCUGGCUGCAGCCCGCCUUUCACGGUGGUUUUUGCAGAUAUUGGUGGCAACCGAGAGUUGACCCAUGUGCUGGAGUUAUUGCAGCUGCUGUCAAGCACUAUGCCCCACUUGCGGUAUGUUGCAGUGAAGAGUGAGGCGUUGGCUUCUGAACUUCAAAAGGCUCCUGUGAACCUCCAAGAGUACAUCAAAUGGUGGGAGGAGUUUUGCCACCACGUUCGCCCAGUCAAAGUCCGCCGCCGGCGGAUGCAACAAAUCUUGCAGCAUCCUGUCAGAAGGACCAAGGAAGGCACGGAGAUUUGCCGCUUCGCCAACUAUGGGACAUGUUCCAAGGCGCCAUCUGAGUGCCGUUACGAUCACGGCCACUGCCACCGCUGCUUGCAGCCCGGACAUUGGGCCAUGGACUGCGAGGUGACCGAGGCGACCCAUGAGAAAACGGAAGCGAUGGCAACGUACAGCCUAUGCUCCGAGGUCGCUGAGGGUUUAUUUGCUGCCCUGCGUGCUGGUGGACGCGAGUACCUUUUCCUGAAGGAAUACAACAUCGUCAUCAUUGACUCUCCAUCUCUGGGUCUAAGCCGACAUCGAUGGAUUCAAUAUGGACCAGCGGUCAUUCGGGGAGUACUCAGGCACUUGGACAUUGAUCAAGUGAGCGUCUUUUCCAUGGGCCUCGGUUCCGUGAUCUUCCAUCAGAUUCUGGCAGAGACGCCACAUCUCCUCAGCCACACACAUAUCGUGUACAACCAGGAUAUCGCGGAUCUCAAAAGUUUUCCCUUUGAAGCAUAUGACGUAGAGGUAGCCCUACGAGACCACGACAUCCAAAUUUGGACCAUAUACAACGAUGAGGAUGACGAGGAUCCUCAAGCGUAUAGCCGACAUAGCAAGGGGCCUGCGAGACUCUCGGAGGCUUUCACCAAGAUGCAGGCGGACCUGAGAUGUUCACUUUCACUCCGAAACCACUGUGGAACUCAGCGUGCCAUGGAGAAGAUUGAUAUCGGUUGCAAUCUGGCGGGCCUUCAGCUGUCUUGCUGCAUCUUGAAUGCCAGUGGCCCUCGCACCAAUACCGAGCAGCAGCUGAUGGACAUUGCCAGAUCAUCCUCGGGAGCUUUGUGCUCCAAGAGUGCGACAUUGGAGGAGCGAAGUGGCAACCCCCAGCCGCGCUACACGGAGAUCCAGCUGGGAGACAGGACGGCGAGCAUCAACUCCGAGGGCUUGCCAAACAAGGGCUUUGCGGCCUACAGCGACAGCUCCUUCCUACAGAGGUUGAAGGAAUGCAGUGAGCCACAUGGGAAGCCUUACAUCUUCUCCAUUUCGGGGCUAUCAUUGAAGGAGAAUCUUGAAAUGCUGGAUCGAUUGGCCGAGUCUCCAGAUGUUCUGCAGCAUUUGAGUGCGGUGGAGGUGAAUGUGGCCUGUCCCAAUGUGCCUGGAAAGCCUCUGGUGGGCUACGACUUCCCACAGUUCGCUGAAGUGGUUCAAACCAUGAGUCGGCAUCCCCUCUUCACAAAAGAUUGCGUCCUUGGCUUCAAGCUGCCGCCGUACCUGGACGCCCCGCUCUUCGACGCGGUGGCAAAAAUGUUGAACGAGAUCGCCCUAGGGCGAGGCGGUGCUUUGGGCUACGUGGUCUGUUGCAAUACCUUGGGCUCAGCCUUAGCGGUUGACAUUGAGACAGAGACCACGGUGCUCCAUCCCAAAGGAGGCUUCGGUGGUCUGGGAGGUCAAUUGGUGCGGCAUUUGGCACUAGGCAAUGUGAGGCAUUUGCGUUCUCGCCUGGAUGACUCUAUUCAUGUGGUCGGCUGCGGAGGUGUGGCUACAGGGGAAGAUGCCUUUGCACACAUCCUUUGCGGGGCCACAGCUGUGCAGGUCGCCACUCAGCACCGUGUAGAGGGCCCUCAGUGCUUCGAGCGCAUUGCCUCGGAACUCAGGGAGCUGAUGCAGAGGAAGGGCUACACGCAGCUUGAGGACUUCCGUGGUAAGUUGCGGGUGCGAGAGUCCAAGCUCUGACACGGGCCAUGGGGAGGGUUGGCUCAACUCAGAAGGAUCGAUUUUGGCUCCUGCAGCAUUGCACGCGGGCGCAAUGGAAUGCAGGGCCGUGAAACCGCACGACCGAGCGGCCACCCUGAGCUCCCGACUUCUUCCUGUUGGGGAACCGAAAUCGCUAGUUCCUUGCUGUUUCUACCAUCUGUGGGGGCAGAAACCAUCAGAAACUGCCAGUGUCGGAGGUGGACGUCCGGAGCUCACAGGGGAUGUUGCCCCUGCGACAUCGAGAUCCUACGCGUCUCACAGUGACUGCUAGGGGGGAAAAGAA